Molecule: messenger RNA, 2328 nt
Organism: Pungitius pungitius (ninespine stickleback)
Lineage: Eukaryota; Metazoa; Chordata; Actinopteri; Perciformes; Gasterosteidae
Gene: rab15
Product: RAB15, member RAS oncogene family
Exons: 8
Coding region: 1-669 (222 amino acids)
Biological process (GO): Rab protein signal transduction
Molecular function (GO): GTP binding; GTPase activity
Source: RefSeq, a predicted model, not a curated record
AUGUGGGGGAAGAAAAAGCCGAACACCAUGGCUAAGCAGUACGACGUGCUGUUCCGACUCCUGCUCCUCGGAGAUUCCGGGGUUGGGAAAACAUGUUUGUUAUGCAGAUUCACGGACAACGAGUUUCACCCGUCUCACAUCUCCACAAUCGGAGUCGACUUCAAAAUGAAGACGCUAGUAAUAGAUGGUAUCAAAGUACGGAUACAGAUAUGGGACACUGCGGGCCAAGAAAGGUACCAGACCAUCACCAAGCAGUACUACAGACGAGCACAGGGAAUCUUCCUGGUGUAUGAUAUCACGAGUGAGCGAUCCUUCCAACACAUCAUGAAGUGGGCCAGUGAUGUGGAUGAGUAUGCACCCGAGAAGGUCCGGAAGAUACUCGUAGGGAACAAGUCAGAUGAGGUGGACAAGAGGCAGGUGGCCACAGAGCAAGGAGUCAAGCUGGCCAAGGCGUACGGAAUGGAUUUCUUUGAGACAAGUGCCUUCACCAACCAAAACAUAUCCGAGACUUUCACACGAUUGGCUGAACAGGUGCUGGCGGCCAAUAAAAAGGACCUGGAUCUUCUCCGGAUGUCUGUUAACGACGAAAUUAAUCUCGCUGCUCUGGAGGAAGAGGAGGGACUCUGUGACAGCGGAUCGGGCGACCAAGGCAAAGGCUGCUGGUGUUAAAGAAACCAUUCAAAUCGGACAGUCUGUUACCACCGGACACUUUGCACACCAGGCAAAACGUUUCUUUUGAAACAUGGAGGAACGUUGAAGCUGCAACUUUUAAAACCAGCCAACGUUCCUUUGUUCCAUGCGCCAAAAAAAAAUGCUUGCGAGCGGUCUCAAGGUGGAAACAUUUUGCCUCACAGUGCCAGGUGUGUGGUGGACUAACCAGGUGAAGCUUCAAAUGUCGAGAUUUCCCUCAGUGGGACAGAAUGUUGAUUGUCCCCCUGCUGAGUUCAGUGUCUAUAAUGUAACCAAAUGCAUUUCCAUGUUCUCUACAUAUUCUGCAAUGGAGAUGCAGUCAAAAGGACUUGACACAAAGAUCCGAUUGUAUAAUCGUUUCUUACGGUGUUUGAAAAUGGAGAAUGACUUUGAAUUGUCGACCACUGAACCACUUGAAACUUUUCACAAUGUCGUAUUUUGUUUCCCCAAGCGCUGUCUCUUAUAUUGAUCAUAGGGCCUGUUGCCUUUCAAAUCAACGAUGCGAUUGAUUCCAUUUGGCCUUCAUUCAUCCGGUCAGUGUUUUCCUGUCUAUGCAGGAGUAGGCACCCCUGCACACACAGCCCUUUUCUACUCUCCAAUGCGUUAGAUGUAGUGGAGGAACUUAACCACAAGAGGGUGCUAUGUGCAUUGUGAAAAUGGCAAACACUGGAGAGUUGUCCUGUUAAAUAAUGCUAGUUUGCUCACGUUUCUUAUUUUUGGAUUUUGAUUGUAAAUGACUCCAUUUAAUGCAAUGAAAUGAUUCUAAAUAUAUGCAGCAAUAUUAUUUUAUUCUUUUUGUUCAAUUAUCGGGUAAGUAAAUACAUUUUGCAGCUUGCAACAUCAUCUACGUAAGACCAAGAUGACAAAGACAAAGAUGUAAGUUGUUAACUGAGGGAAACAUUGACAGAAAAUAUUCAACUUCCCUGUAGCAAAAUGCUGAGAUCAUGUUAUAAUCUGUGCUUCUGGAAAAAAAUAUAUAUAUAUAUAGCACAAAGAGUUUAAAAACUGCUCAUUACAUUGUACAUACCAGUUUUUUCAAAGCAUUAUACGUUGGUAGAACUAUGAGGGUAUUGCAUUAAUUUAAUGUAUUAUUAGAGGGCGGCAUUUAAAAAAGAAAAAAAGUGAUGUUCUGGUCUAAAAUGUCCCCCCCCCCGUGAAGAUAUUUACUUCGUUGUCCUUUUCUUGCCGUUUUGUACGAGUCCAGUCCAAGUUCCCCACCCACCUCUCUUACUUAAAAGGGGACAAUUGAGGGGUUUGCAUGUGAUUCACUCCUCUUUCUUUUAGUGCAACUUCAAUGAAGUUAAUCCUCAACUGGCCACACAAGAAUAGCAUUGGACCAGAGUUGCCUGUUUGUGACCGAAUCAGAAUCCCUAUCACCAGAAAAAAAUGGCCACUUAUUACUAAAUGCUACUCAAAACAGUUGUGAUCUGUGCACAGUGUGGAAUGGUAAGAUGUUGUUCUGAACGAUGUGCUGGGCUAAGCUCUAGAUACACUAUGUAUCUGUGUUUUCAAGAAUUUGUAUUCUUUCUUUCAGACUACUUCAACUUGUAUUUGUGGAAAUAUAUUACACGCAACAUGUAAAAUGCAACAUGUUAAUCUUGGAGAUGUCGGAUGUAUCUGAGUAAAUACUUGCAGAUA